AUGUCAUUGUCCUCAGAUGAUAUAGAGGCCGUCCUGCGAGCAGUCGACAAGGCCACAGAAGAAUUGGGUUUUUGUCGCAACCGCGUUUGGGCGAUAGCCAAGAGCCUACGAGGGGGUCCACGAGAAUUCCCGAAGUUACUCCCUUCCCUUGAAGGUCAACCCCGCGAGACAAAAACGGAAGACCAUCAGCUUUGCACGUUCGACUUCUGCGAGCAAUCUCGAGUUAAUUUCACUCUGGUGACGCAGCGUCACGAACCGCCUUGUGAUGGAAACCGCUGUCCUCCUGUGAAUUUUCCUUCAGAUAUUAUAGAAGGCGCUGUCCGCGAGGAGCAACAAACCACAGCGUGGGAUCUUCGGGGAACGAAAACUCUUCAACGCAACGAGCGGUAUAUGGCAAUAUCCCAUGUAUGGUCGGACGGUACUGGCGCCGGGAGUCAAGCCAGUGGUCAUGUGAACAGCUGUUUGCUGGGGUUCUUUCGGGACUUUGCUCGGACAUUCAACUGCGAGGGUAUAUGGUGGGAUACAAUCUGCAUUCCAACACAGAAAGAGCUUCGCGAAAAAGCUUUAAAGCGCAUGCAGCUAAACUACAAGGCCGCAGCAGUUACACUGGUCCAUGAUUGUUUUCUCAGAGAGUGCGAAUGGCGCGAUGCAGACUUGGCAUGUUUUUACAUCCUAAUGUCCCCUUGGUUCAGCCGAGGCUGGACGGCAUUGGAGUUGAAAAUGUCCCAGAAUGUUCAAAUCAUUUUCAAAGGUCCCAAGGGUCCGAUCACCAAAGACCUUGACAAAGACAUAUUGCAGGCAAAGAGCACUACUACCAAGCAUGAAGUCGCGAAAGAUAUACUCAAGAGACUUCGGGGGAGGAAGUUGACCGAUUGGAUCACCUUCUGGCCGUUCUCGGUCCACGCCACACAUCUUGGCCGAGAGACAUGGCGAUCAUUUCGGGGCUCAUGA
Penicillium mononematosum is the source of this 951-nucleotide messenger RNA. RefSeq lists its product as uncharacterized. The coding region runs from base 1 to 951 and encodes 316 amino acids. The record is from RefSeq and is a predicted model, not a curated record. The transcript has a single exon. NCBI's taxonomy places the organism in Eukaryota, Fungi, Ascomycota, Eurotiomycetes, Eurotiales, Aspergillaceae.